GUUGUUGGGAGUGACAUCUCAGGAGUCGUUGAUAAGGUCGGUGCGGGCGUGACGGGGUGGCAGGUAGGAGAUCGCGUUGCAGGUCUCCUGCAAGGAGCAACUUCUGUGACCCCCCGUCCCGGAGGAUUCGCAGAAUACGCCAUCUUAGAGCAGGAUCUGGCUAUUCAUGUGCCUGCUGGGAUCACUUUUGAUGAGGCUGCAACAGUUCCUCUUUGUGCUCUUACUGCUGCU
Messenger RNA from Laccaria bicolor S238N-H82, 231 nucleotides. RefSeq lists its product as uncharacterized. The record is from RefSeq and is a predicted model, not a curated record. The annotation marks the transcript as partial. The transcript has 2 exons. Lineage: Eukaryota; Fungi; Basidiomycota; Agaricomycetes; Agaricales; Hydnangiaceae. Gene Ontology annotation, molecular function: oxidoreductase activity, acting on NAD(P)H.